Vicia faba (fava bean) is the source of this 2427-nucleotide messenger RNA. The record is from the annotation of a GenBank genome assembly. NCBI's taxonomy places the organism in Eukaryota, Viridiplantae, Streptophyta, Magnoliopsida, Fabales, Fabaceae.
AUGCUAGGUUCAUUACCUAUACUGCCUCUACCAGCUCCUCCUAUAGACGGAAAUCUCGGUCCUCUCCCCGAGGCUCAACUCACUCAGGAGGAGGUGGAGGAGAGGAAUGAGAGAUCCAGCGUCGAGGAAGUAGCAGCACCGACAUCCAUUGCCACACACACUAGAACUAUUGGAAUAAUUCACCCUCCUCCGGACAUUAGAACCAUUGUUGAUAAAACCUCUCAGUUUGUCGCGAAAAAUGGUAUUGAUUUCGAGAAGAGGAUUGUUGCUAAUAAUGCAGGGAAUGCUAAGUUUAAUUUUUUGAACUCGUCGGAUCCUUAUCAUGCUUAUUAUCAGCAUAGGCUGGCUGAGUUUCGCGCGCAGAAUCAGUCGUCUACUCAACUGCCUGGGGAUUCGGUUUUACCGGAAUCAGCUACACCUGCGCCGGCUGCUGAUAGUAAUAGUAGCGAUGUAGUGAUGGCUGAGAAGCCUGAUGUUUCUGCCCAGUUUAGACCGGUAAGGAAAGUACUUGAUCCUCCGGAGGCUGAGCAGUAUACAGUUAGGCUUCCGGAAGGAAUUACAGGGGAAGAGCUUGAUAUAAUAAAGCUUACGGCACAAUUUGUGGCGAGAAAUGGGAAAUCGUUUUUGACAGGUUUGACGAGUAGGGAAAUUAAUAAUCCUCAGUUUCAUUUCAUGAAACCGACCCAUAGUAUGUUUACAUUUUUCACUUCUCUUGCUGAUGCGUAUUCAAAGGUUUUGAUGCCUCCGAAGGGUUUGACGGAGAAACUGAAGAAGAGUGUCCCGGAUAUGACUACUGUGCUUGAAAGAUGUGUGAAUAGGUUGGAAUGGGAGCGUUCGCAAGAGCAAGCUAGGCAAAAGGCGGAAGAUGAGAUAGAGCAAGAAAGAAUACAAAUGGCUAUGAUUGAUUGGCAUGAUUUUGUGGUGGUUGAAUCAAUAGAUUUUGCUGACGAUGAGGAUGAAGAAUUACCUCCUCCAAUGACCCUUGAGGAGGUUAUAAGGAGAAGCAAGAUGACGCCUAUGGAAGAAGAUAUCGUUGAGCCAGGAAAGGAAGUAGAAAUGGAAAUGGACGAAGAAGAGGCCCAGCUUGUUGAAGAGGGAAUGAGAGCUGCAAGUUUGGAAGACAAUGAUGAAGUGAAGAAAAAUGAAGUCAGGGUUACUGAAGAUCCUGAACCACCGAUGAGGAUUGUGAAGAACUGGAAGAGACCAGAAGACAGGCUUCCUGCAGAUAAAGAUUCAACCAAGUUUGUGGUUUCUCCUAUCACCGGUGAACUGAUUCCUAUUAGUGAAAUGUCAGAGCAUAUGCGAAUUUCCCUCAUUGAUCCCAAGUACAAAGAACAAAAAGAAAGGAUGUUUGCCAAAAUUCGGGAAACCACUUUGGCACAGGAUGAUGAAAUCUCAAGAAACAUUGUUGGACUUGCUCGGACCCGUCCUGAUAUUUUUGGUACUACUGAAGAAGAGGUUUCCAAUGCUGUCAAGGCUGAAAUUGAGAAGAAAAACGAUGAGCAACCUAAGCAGGUUAUUUGGGAUGGUCACAGUGGUAGUAUCGGCCGUACUGCAAACCAAGCAAUGUCACAGAAUAUUGGGAUUGAGGAUCAAAAUGAUGCUUCUAAUAAUAACCUCCCCGGUCCUGCCGCACCUCCUCCAAGACCUGGUAUGCCUUCAAUUCGUCCUCUUCCGCCACCACCUGGACUAGCUUUAAAUCUACCCCGUGGUCCUAUGAAUAACAUGCAGUAUUCUAAUCCUAACAACAGUGGCCUUCCAAUGCCUCCACCAAGACCACCAGGCAUGCACAUGAUGCAAUCUCUCCGACCAGCUCCCCCUCCUCCAAUGCAAAUGUCCUCUGGACAGCAUCCCAUGAUGGGUGGUCAACCACACCAAAUGCAUCCAUCAAUUCCUAUGAAUAACCAAGGAAUUCCAAUUCCUCCGCCACCUGGAUCUCAAUUCACUCCUAUUCCUGUUCCACGGCCUUAUGUUCCUCUCUCUCAUCCUCCAUCAGGGAUGCCUAUGAUGCAUCCACCACCUCCGCCUCAAGGAUUACCACCACCACCGCCACCUGAGGAAGCUCCUCCCCCGCUUCCGGAGGAACCGGAACCCAAGAGGCAGAAGCAUGAUGAUUCUGCUCUGAUCCCUGAGGAUAAAUUUCUGGCUCAACAUCCGGGACCUGCUCGCUUCAGUAUAUCUGUUCCUAAUAUUGAUGAAGGAAAUCUCAAAGGACAAGUUCUUGAAAUAACUGUGCAAUCUCUAUCUGAAACUGUUGGCGGCCUGAAAGAAAAAAUUGCCGGGGAGAUCCAACUCCCUGCUAACAAGCAGAAAUUGAGUGGAAAGCCAGGCUUUCUCAAGGACAAUUUGUCACUUGCACAUUACAAUCUUAGUGGAGGAGAAACACUCUCCCUAGCAUUGAGAGAGCGUGGUGGUAGAAAGAGAUGA